AUGACUCUAGGAGGACAUGUCGACCCCCAGGGUGGUCACACCCCUGCGGAGUGGGCCGCAAUCAUUGCUGCAUGGACUCCUGAGGAGAGAGCAGCAAAAGAGAAGAAGUUCGUGAGAAAGAUCGACUUCCGACUUCUCCCUAUCUUAAUCAUCAUGUAUAUCAUGAACUACAUCGACCGGAAUGCCCUCCCUCAAGCUCGCAUCCAAGGCCUCGAGGAUGAUCUUGGUCUUAAGGGUGUUGAUUAUAACUUGGUUCUCAGCUUGACAUUCAUUGGCUACAUUCUCAUGCAAGUCCCGAGUAACAUGAUCCUUAGUCUUGUCCGACCAAGUUGGUAUCUAUCUGGAGUCAUGAUUGCUUGGGGAAUAGUCAGUGGUUGCUCUGGAGCAGUGCAAAGCUUCGGAGGCAUUGCGGCUUGUCGAUUCUUCUUGGGUAUUACCGAAGCACCAUUCUUUGCAGGAGUAGCGUUCUUAUUUUCCGGUUGGUACACUCGAAAGGAACUCGGUAUGCGACUCGGUAUCUUUUUCUGCGCUGCUAUGUUGUCCGGUGCUUUCGGCGGUCUCUUUGCCGCUGGCAUCGCGGCUGCGUUCGAGCAUAAUAGGAUUGCCAGUUGGAGAUGGCUCUUCAUCAUUGAAGGUGCCGCAACUGUCGUAUUUGCUGCGAUCACGGCUUUCGUCAUCCCCGAUUGGCCUGCCACCACCAAGUGGCUUAGCGAAGAGGAAAAGGCUCUUGGUGUCACCCGACUAGUGGAGGAUGCCGGUCACGAAGAAGCAGAGAUCAAGCCUAUGGCAGCACUCAAGAUGGCCUCUAAGGAUUACCGAGUGUGGCUCUGCAUUUUGAAUCAGAUGUGUGUCCAAGCGGUGGCAUCUCUCACCAACUUCUUGCCUACUCUGGUCAAGAACUUCGGUUACUCAACCAUCCACACUCUACUUCUCACUGCACCUCCCUACCUUUUCACCGCCUGUUUCUGCCUCUUCAAUACUUGGUACUCUGACAAGACUAGCAAGCGAUCACCUCACAUGAUCUAUCCGACUGUCGCCGCAAUUGCUGGGAUCAUCAUCACAAUGGCAACUACAAACCUAGGCGCUCGUUACUUCGCCUUGUUUCCUAUGCUUGCGGGCACAUAUGGCUGCUUCCAGAUUUCGAACGCAUGGAUGGCAAACAUCGCCGCAAGACCCCAGAAGAAGCGUGCAAUUGCGCUAGCCAUGAACAACGCUCUCGGCAACACGGCACUGGUCUGGACUCCUUACCUGUACCCGACUAGUGAUGGCCCAAGAUACAUGACUGGUAAGCCUUUCAGUUCUCCCUAG
Molecule: messenger RNA, 1308 nt
Organism: Phaeoacremonium minimum UCRPA7
Lineage: Eukaryota; Fungi; Ascomycota; Sordariomycetes; Togniniales; Togniniaceae
Product: putative mfs transporter protein
Exons: 6
Coding region: 1-1308 (435 amino acids)
Biological process (GO): transmembrane transport
Cellular component (GO): membrane
Molecular function (GO): transmembrane transporter activity
Source: RefSeq, a predicted model, not a curated record